Salvelinus fontinalis (brook trout) is the source of this 6141-nucleotide messenger RNA. RefSeq names its product VIP36-like protein. NCBI's taxonomy places the organism in Eukaryota, Metazoa, Chordata, Actinopteri, Salmoniformes, Salmonidae. Gene Ontology annotation, molecular function: D-mannose binding. The coding region runs from base 31 to 1119 and encodes 362 amino acids. The record is from RefSeq and is a predicted model, not a curated record. Gene Ontology annotation, biological process: endoplasmic reticulum to Golgi vesicle-mediated transport; Golgi organization; endoplasmic reticulum organization. Gene Ontology annotation, cellular component: Golgi membrane; COPII-coated ER to Golgi transport vesicle; endoplasmic reticulum-Golgi intermediate compartment. The transcript has 9 exons.
AGCACCUUUUUUUUUAGUGUUGGUGACGGGAUGCUGUUCUCCACCAUGAACAAGUCUAAUCGGUUUCGGAUGAGCAGUUUUAAAAUAUUUGAUUUAAUGUUUAAUCAGCGGAACAUUCAUGAAUUAACAUGUCGGUUUGCUGUUGUCCUUAUUUUAACCUGCCAGUGUCUGGCAGACGAUGGAUACGAGAUGGAUGACUUUUUAAAAAGGGAGUACUCGCUUACCAAACCAUACCAAGGGUUGGGCUCCUCCAGUUCCUCUUAUUGGGACCUGAUGGGCAAUGCCAUGAUCACCACUGAGCAUGUGCGACUGACCCCCGACUUGCAGAGCAGACAAGGAGCAGUGUGGAGCCGCGUUCCCUGUUUCCUGCGUGACUGGGAGCUGCAGGUGCACUUUAAGAUCCACGGCCACGGGAAGAAGAACCUGAAUGGAGAUGGAAUGGCUCUGUGGUAUACCAAAGAACGCAUGCAGACCGGUCCUGUGUUUGGAAACAUGAACCUCUUCACUGGCCUUGGAGUGUUUGUGGACACCUACCCCAAUGAAAAUAAGAACCAUGAGAAGAAGUACAAUCCAUCGACUCAGAGGGUCUUUCCAUACGUAUCUGGGAUGGUGGGGAACGGGACUCUGGCUUAUGAGCACGAUCGGGAUGGCCAGUCCACAGAGCUUGGCGGGUGCACAGCCCUGGUGCGCAACAUCCCCCAUGACACCUUCCUCCUCAUCAGAUACACCAAAAACCGACUGACGAUACAGAUAGACGUUGAUGGUACACAGAAGUGGCAGGACUGUCUGGACCUUCCAGGGGUACGUCUGCCUCGGGGCUACUUCUUUGGAGCCUCCUCUGUUACUGGAGACCUGUCAGACAACCAUGAUCUCAUCUCUAUGAAGCUGUACCAGCUGACUGUGGAGCGUACUCAGGAGGAAGAGGAGGAGGAAGAGCUCACCCCCAGUGUUGAUAACUUUGAAAACUUGAACAAAGUGGAGGUGCAAGAAGAGGGGAUGAGUGGAGUCCAGCUCUUCUUCACCAUAGUCUUCUCUGUCAUUGGUAUCUUUGUACUGGGGGUGGUGGCAGUGGUCAUGUAUGGGCGCUGGAAGGAGAACAGCCGCAAACGCUUCUACUGAGAGGGAGAGCUGGGUAGUCUAUGGCUCUAUCCCAAAUGGCACCCUAUUCUCUUUUAUAGUGCACUACUUUUGACCUGGGCCAAUAGGGGUCUAGUAAAAGUUGUGCUCUCUGUGGGGAAUAGGGUGCCAUUUGGGACAUAAUCUGAGGGAUACUCUGUGAAGGAGCACGAAUGAGGAUAUAGAUUUUUAAACAUACAACAAACAUGCUGUCUGCCAUUCAUAGUUUUACUACAUAACAAUCCCCUUACCUCAUUAAUACUUCAACUGCGACAAAUGGACCGUUCUCGGACCAUCUCGGCCAAAAUAAAUCAAAUGUGACCCCUUUUUUUUAUGACAUUUUUUUUAUACUGUGAGAUGAAUCUUUUUUGCCUUUUGUUUCACCUUAGUGUUGAACGUAAAACCCAACGCUAGCUAAUGUAGGGAAGGAGACAAUGACCUGUGAAUUGCUGACACUGUCAUCAGCAGACUGCACUGGCUUAUAUGCAGUGUGCAUGAUGGCUUCCAGCCUAUCUGUCAUGUUCGGCCGUUGAGACUUCCGAAUUGUUUGCGCUGACAUGAAAUGCCCGUGAGAAGACUUAUAUUGAGCUGCCAUAAUAACUAAGUAAUGAGAGAGAGAAUUGUUCUCAACUAAAGUACCUAGCUAGGGCCAGUUUAAGACCAGGGCCAUCAAGAUAGUAAUGAAUCAAAUAAUAUUGAUGGGGGAACAGAUCCUAGAUCAGCAGUCCUACUCUGAGAUGUGUUCUUGAAUAUGGGCCCAGGUAUCGCUUAUUGCAAUGUACAUGCUCAUCCUCUAGCUCUAUGUUUUGGUUCAUGAGCUAACUUUGUGCUGUAUUGCUGUGCUGUAACUACCAUUUACCUACAGUUGACAUACACUUACCGUAGGUUGAAGUUAUUAAAAUUAAUUUCACUUAUAAUUCACUGUAUCACAAUUCCAGUGGGUCAGAAGUUUACAUACACUAAGUUGACUGUGCCUUUAAACAGCUUGGAAAAUUCCAGAAAAUGAUGUCAUGGCUUUAGAAGCUUCUGAUAGGCUAAUUGACAUCAUUUGAGUCAAUUGGAAGUGUACCUGUGGAUGUAUUUCAAGGCCUAACUUCAAACUCAGUGCCUCUUUGCUUGACAUCAUGGGAAAAUCAAAAGAAAUCAGCCAAGACCUCAGAAAAAAAUUGUAGACCUCCACAAGUCUGGUUCAUCCUUGGGAGCAAUUUCCAAAUGCCUGAAGCUACCACGUUCAUCUGUACAAACAAUAGUACGCAAGUAUAAACACCAUGGGACCACGCAGCCAUCAUACCGCUCAGGAAGGAGCGGUGGCUGUCUCCUAGAGAUAAAUGUACUUUGGUGCAAAAAGUACAAAUCAAUCCCAGAACAACAGCAAUGGACCUUGUGACGAUGCUGCAGGAAACAGGUACAUAAGUAUGUAUAUCCACAGUAAAACGAGUCCUAUAUCAACAUAACCUGAAAGACCGCUCAGCAAGGAAGAAGCCACUGCUCGAAAACCGACAUAAAAAAGCCAGAUUUUCAACUGCACAUGGAGAAAUGUCCUCUGGUCUGAUAAAACAAAAAUAGAACUGUUUGGCCAUAAUGACCAUAAUUUAGUUCGGAGGAAAAUGGGGAGGCAUGCAAGCGAAGCACACCAUCGCAACCGUGAAGCAUGGGGGUGCUUUGCUGCAGGAGUGACUGGUGCACGUCACAAAAUAGAUGGCAUCAUGAGGAUGGAAAAUGAUGUGGAUAUAUUGAAGCAACAUCUCAAGACAUCAGUCAGGAAGUUAAAGCUUGGUCGCAAAUGGGUCUUCCAAAUGGACAAUGACCCCAAACAUACUUCCAAAGUUAUGGCUUAAGGACAGCAAAGUCGAGGUAUUGGAGUGGCCAUCACAAAGCCCUGACCUCAAUCCCAUAGAAAAUUUGUUGGUAGAAAAAGCUUGUGCUAGCAAGGAGGCCUACAAACCUGACUCGGUUACACCAGCUGUCAGGAGGAAUGGGCCAAAAUUCACCCAAUUUAUUGUGGGAAGCUUGUGGAAGGCUACCCGAAACGUUUGACCUAAGUUAAACAAUUUUAAAGGCAAUGCUACCAAACACUAAUUGAGUGUAUAUAAACUCACUGGGAAUGUGAUGAAAGAAAUAAAAGCUGAAAUAAAUAAUUCUCUACUAUUAUUCUGACAUUUAACAUUCUUAAAAUAAAGUGGUGAUCCUAACUGACCUAAGAUAGGGAAUUUUUACACGGAUUAAAUGUCAGGAGUUUUGGAAAACGGAGUUGAAAUGUAUUUGGCUAAGGUGUAUGUAAACUUUCGACUUCCACUGUAUCACACUUUACAGACCAUUGGAUUGUUUUCUCUGAAACGCUCUACCCUCUUUUGUAAGUUGUUAGACUGUUGUCCACCAGCCAUCAUCUCAAGCACAGAUAUCAAAACCGAUCAUCUCACCUGUGGCAUAUAGAUAUAUCUAAAAAAUAUAAAUGCAACUAUUUUACUGAGGUACAGUUCAUAUAAGAAAUCAGUCAAUUGAAAUAUAAUCAUUAGGCCCAAAUCUAUGGAUUUCACAUGACUGCGCAGGACCAGCCAAUCAGAAUGUGUUUUUUUCCCCCCAAAAAGGGCUUUAUUACAGACAGAAAUACUCCUCAGUUUCAUCAACUGUCCGGGUGGCUGGUCUCAAACGAUCCUGCAGGUGAAGAAGGUGGAGGUCCUGGGCUGGUGCGAUUACACGUGGUCUGCGGUUGUGAGUCCGGUUGGACAUACUGUCAAAUUCUCUAAAAUGACGAGGCGGCUUAUGGUAGAGAAUUGAACAUUAAAUUCUUUGGUAACAGCUUUGGUGGACGUUCCUGCGGUCAGCAUGCCAAAUUCAUGCUCAACUUGAGACAUCUGCCAUUGUGAUGUGUGACAAAACUGCACAUUUUAGAGUGGCCUUUUUAUUGUCCUCAGCACAAGGUGCUAUGUAAUGACGUGCCACAACUGUCAGGUGGAUGAAUUACCUUGGAAAAGGAGAAAUGCUCACUAACAGGGAUGUAAACAAAUUUGUGCACAAAAUUUAAGAGAAGCUUUUUGUGCAUAUGGAACAUUUCUGGGAUCUUUUAUUUCAGCUCAUGAAACAACACUUUACAUGUUGCGUUUUAUAUUUUUGUUCAGUAUAUUUAUUCUAAUUAAUAAUGUCAACCUAUAUUUACCUUUUAUGAUUGAUCAAAUGUCUGUUGUUCACCUGUGAAGUUUGUUGGUUGUUUUCUAUGUUGACAAUGUUUUUUAAACCAUAUUAUUGUUAUGAAAAACUGUACAUUGUCCAUCCACGGUGUCAUUGAGCCUCGUGGCUAAACUGUAAUUCAAAAAUAAGUUAAAGUAUCCUAACGGUUGGUUUGUAAUCAGUUACAUUACCAAUCCUCUCCAGGCACUUAUUUUCUGGUUCCUUACCUGGGUCGUAUUCAUUAAUGCAAACCGUAGUAAAACUGUUUUGCAAUGGAAACGGCUUAGAGCAUUUGGGUAAACGGUUAACAUUGCAAAACGUUUUGCUACGAUGUGCUCAAAUGAAUGUCAGUCUCUAAAAGGUUAAAGGUCGUACGUGAGAGUCCAGGGCCGGCCCUGGGCAUAAGCGACAUAGGUGGUCGCCUGCUGUUGAACGCAAUAUCGAAAUUUGGUUGUGCAUCAGUCGUUUUACUCGUGUCAUUCACUUAAUUAGCCCAUGGCAGCAUAAAUGUUUUUGGGGGUAAAUUAAUCUGUCCAGCUAUCUAUGUCUGAAUUACUGACCGGGAACAAAGUGCAUGUGCCCAGGGACCUCAUUUAACAACCAUGCGUACAUUUCUUACUAAAUUCUGGCAUUUGUGGAAAUCUAGAAUUUGCAUGCGCAACAAAUUGUUGGGGUUUAUCACACUGUGGCAGGCAACAUACUGUGCACGUUGUUUUGAUAAAUAAGAGCCAUACUAUGUUUGUUUGCGCGCUACAACCCCGCCUGGAAACCGUCCUCCUUGAACAAGAGUUUCUAAAAGAAAGCACAAUGGCAAAUUUGAUCACAUUUCUGUAGAGGUGUGGGCAUAAAGUUUUUAUAUUUUUCAGAAAAUAAGGCAUGCCGCCUAUAGCAAGUGCCAAACACUGGAUAUACUGUCCUUUUGCAUAAAAUAAGCAUAUUAGACUUCAUGGUGAUUUGUGAUCUCCUUAUUAACUGCAUCUGUUUUAUCAUUAGGCCUACUUUUUAAUGUUUUUAUUAACCUACCAUUGUUAUAAUUCCCGUGCAUCAAAUACCUAAAUUUUCCCCAAAAUAGCCGUAUUUGCUUGCAAUACAGUUGAUCAACCACUAGUUGUGUGCGUGGUUUGAGAUUUAUGUGUCUAUAGGCACACUAUCCUGUCAUGUUCAAAAUGGAUAAAUACCAACCUUUGCGGGAAAACUGAAGUAUGCAGGUCUGGAGGCUUUUUGUUGUUGUGUGCACACACCUUGAUAAAUCAAGCCCCAGGGUCCCUGACCUCCAGGGAGCACCCAUUUGAUUUUGUUAGUCACUCAAAUAUCAUAUUUAUGGGAAAAUGUGUGGGAUUUCAGCAAAUUCCUUUUAAAAUGUCAAAAAUGUCUCUCCGCCUCAUGGCAGAAUGUAUAGAAUUGCGAAAAACGAGCAUUAAAACUGCAACGUUUUUUCUACACCCCAUGUCAAAUCUCCCCUAGGCCCCCCAAAAGGGUAGGGCCGGCCCUGUGUGAAACUCCAGCGCUGUAUUUCUGUCAGUUCAUGAUGAAGCUCGAGUAGAUAGGGCCCGAUGUGCUGUUUUAACCCAAAAUGUUUACUUUAAUGUUGACAUCUAUAGUUAAUUAUGUUUGGGACUGUGUGGUAUGAGAGUAAUUUAUUGUGUCAUAAAACAUCUUGAAGCGACACAAACUUGACUAUUUCAAUCUUUAUUUUGGUGUAAUGAAAAUGUGAAUGCUGUUUGGCUUCUGUCAAAAUGUUAAAUUCUUGGAAAUCUACCGUUGUAAAAUAUUAUCUUGUUGGUCUAUAUGAGGAGAAUGUGCACUGUAGUGCUCUUGUGUCAAAUCUUUUUGAAUAAAAAUGUAUAUGACAUUCUU